UCUACGUCACGCUCAUGAACUUGUCCCUCCGGCGUGAAGGGGGGGGUAACAGGGAUGCAAUUUGAAGACAAAGAAAGCGGAGGGUAUAAAACCUCUGCAUGAGCUCGAACCUCCCGCACUGCACCGGCUGGGGAGCACGCGCGCCUAGUUUCCUCCUCUCUCUCUCUCUUUUUUAUCUCUUCCUCACGCGAUCACUCUCACUCUCUCUCUCUCGCUCUUCCAGUAAGUCAGCAGCGCGUGCGAGUUGGGGUCCGAGUCAGAUCGAAGCGCGCGCGCCCGCAGCUGCUGCUCGGGUGCGAGUAAGGUGCGAGUGCGCGAGCGAGCCAGCGCGCGGCAGGAGCUGUUCGGGUUCGAGUUGCGCGCGAGAUUAUCCUAAAAUAAAUAUAUUAAAAAAAAACAUUAGUUAUUAAAAAAAAUAAUAAACCAACAAACCAAGACAGGAUGACCACGCUGUUGCUGCUGCUGCUGCUGCUGUCCUGCACGCUGUGUGUCCACUCCUUUCCGCUGGGGGACGCCAGGAGCAGCCGCAGGUACAAAGACCAGGGGGCCUGGCCUAAGACGCACCCUCAAAACACGCAUAAAGAAGACUUCAAGAUGCAGAGAUGGCAUCAUCAAUCCAUUUUUAGCAAGAACGGUAGCGACGCCUGGAACAGGCCCCGGUGUGGAGUCCCAGACUUCCCUUCAAAGCAAGAAAACGUCUAUAACCCAGUACACAGACGGAGCCUGCAUGGCGGACGGUACCGAGGCAAGCGCUUUGCUGCUGUCAAGGGGUGGAACAAGACCAGCUUCACUUACAGGAUUCUAAGGAAGCCUUGGCAGAUGACUUUGGAGAAAGUGCGAGAGGUGUUUAGGGACGCUGUCGAGGUCUGGAGCCAUGUCACGCCUCUCACCUUCACCGAGGUCCAUGGAGGCCAUGCCGACAUCACCAUCGACUUUGUUAGGUAUGAACAUGGGGACAAGCUACCUUUCGACGGUCUAGGAGGAAUCUUGGCGCAUGCCUUCUUCCCUCGAACCCAUCGGCAAGGAGAAAUCCACUUUGACUACGAUGAGAUAUGGACUUUGGGCAACGGCAUGGGCACGGACUUGCUGCAAGUGGCUGUUCAUGAGAUCGGUCACACUCUCGGCCUACAGCACUCCAGUGCUCCUGGCUCAGUGAUGUCUCCCUUCUACAGCUUCUCCUACCCUCCACAACUUAGCAAGGAUGAUGAGAGGCGUAUCCAGGCCCUGUAUGGAAUCAAAGUCAUGCAACAGAGGCAGUCAGAGCUAGACACCAAUGACAUCGUGAUAAUCCCCGAUGCCUGUAAUACGGACUUCGAUGCCGUGUCGAUGAUCCGUGGUGAGCUGUUCUUCUUCAAAUCGGGCUACGUGUGGCGCAUCCGUGACGGGAAACUGCAGGACGGGUAUCCUGCUUUAGCCUCCAGACACUGGCGUGGUAUUCCUUAUAAUAUAGACGCAGCAUAUGAGGACACCUCUGGAAAUAUCUGGUUCUUUAAAGGUCAGAAUUACUGGGUGUACGAUGCUGAAAAGCAGAUCAGCGGGCCGGACUCUUUGCAGAGACUUGGGCUUCCAGUUAGUGAGAUCCAGGCAGCCUUGAUGUGGGGUGAAGACAAGACCCAGAAGGUGUACUUCUUUAAAGGAGAAAACUACUGGCGUUUUAAUCCGCAGGAGAACUGGGUGGAUAUGAGCUAUGCUCGUAACAUGGUGGACUGGAGGGGAAUCCCGAAUGAUAUUGAUGCUGCUUUCCAGGACCGAUAUGGGUUUGCUCACUUCCUAAAAGGCAAACAGUACUGGAAGUUUGACUCAGUGGGAGUCAGGGCCCUUGAGGGAUACCCCCGCUACAUCGGCAUGGACUUCUUCAAUUGCCCCGCCUACAAGUAUCAAUAAACCUCCACCACAAACAGAGCAUAAUCGAGUGACAUUGUUACAAACUUGAAGAAGUUUCAGGACCUCUUUAAGUUUCAACCAAGACCCAGUCUUAACCUUUAUUAUUAUUAUUCAGAGUGAUUACGUGAUACGUGAUUACCUUAAUAACGUGAAGAUGUUAUUAUUAUCUUGGCUCCUGACAUUUCACAUUCAGUCAGGUUGUAUGUUAUAGGGUUGUAUCUAACACAGGUACAAGAAUACAUACAUAUCCUGACAUGACCUGGAUCAAACCAGCAGAUGAUUCACGAAUUGCUGGAAAAUAUCCAGACACACACACAACUCCAACACUUCUCAGGAAAAGCACUAACGCCCUGCCUUUCCUUUUUUUUUUAUUUUUAUUGCUGUCUUGAGCAGAAUUGGAUUAUUUAUUAUCUGUAUAUUUUGCCAUCGUCUUCAGUAUUCUACUCACUGAGAACUCGACAUCUAAUUUCUUUUCCGACGUGCCUUCACAGAGCUUUCAUUUUCAACUUAUUAAGCAUUUGACUCUUUUUUUUAACAUAAAGGUGCUAAAAUAAGACACAGAGAAGGCUUCCUGUAUCUCAGACAUCACAUUUUUGAGAUCCAAAGAUAUACCAUAGCUCAGGCAUGUCAUGAAUUGCUGAGUUAGGAGGAAGCGAAGUCAGUCGAAGGUAAACUUGACAUAUAGUUCAUCAUCAUAAAUUGCAAAUUCGGAAAGACUGUUAUUGAGUAAGAGA
Molecule: messenger RNA, 2618 nt
Organism: Clarias gariepinus (North African catfish)
Lineage: Eukaryota; Metazoa; Chordata; Actinopteri; Siluriformes; Clariidae
Gene: mmp11b
Product: matrix metallopeptidase 11b
Exons: 8
Coding region: 442-1884 (480 amino acids)
Biological process (GO): collagen catabolic process; proteolysis; extracellular matrix organization
Cellular component (GO): extracellular matrix
Molecular function (GO): zinc ion binding; metalloendopeptidase activity
Source: RefSeq, a predicted model, not a curated record